Molecule: messenger RNA, 159 nt
Organism: Ambispora leptoticha
Lineage: Eukaryota; Fungi; Glomeromycota; Glomeromycetes; Archaeosporales; Ambisporaceae
Source: the annotation of a GenBank genome assembly
AUGGCUUCGCCUGGUCUUGGUAGUUAUAGUUUUCAAAUUGGUCCCUCUCAGCUUGGGCUUGUUGAUCAUUCUGUAAACUUAAUCUUGGUUGGCAACAAGAAUCUGGCUGACUGGAGCAAGAAUCUCGAAACUAUCAGAUGGCAAGAGCCAGAGUCCUAA